AAAGGUCAACUAGACAGUUUAUGUUAUGUAGCCUCUGCUUUAUUUAUAAUUUUUUAGUUAUGUCAAAUGUCAAUAGUAAAUAGUAAUUUGAUAUUCAAUUUAUAUUUUUAAGGAAUACUUAGUGAAGUGGUGUUUCCAGACGUAAUGAUACGUCAAGGCAGUAUAGAUGACAUAAAUGCACAACAAUUUAUAAAAAUAUCAAACUAUGAGGAUACAGUCAGGCAGUUAGACAUUUACUAUGCUAUUGUCAAAAGACAGCUUCUGAGGUUCCAAAGCCCCAUCACUGGUUUGUUUCCUGUACUCUCAUCAGACCUUCAUAUUGGUAGUGUGAGAGAUAGUGUAUACUGUGCCGCUGCUGUUUGGGGUCUCUACCAAGCUUAUAGGCGUAUUGAUGAUGAUAGAGGCAAGUCACAUGAGCUCGGACAAAGCACAGUAAAAUGUAUGCGCGGUAUACUGGAGUGUUGGGUGAAGCAGGCUGCACGGGUGGAGGCGUUCAAAACACGACAAAGCGCUGCGCACGCGCUUCACGUGAAGUUUCACCUCACCACCGGCGAACCUGUGCUGUCGGACGAACAUUACCAUCAUCUACAGAUAGAUGUUAUAUCCUUGUAUUUGAUAUUCCUUGUUCAGAUGAUUACGUCCGGACUACAGAUUAUUUAUACACAGGAUGAAGUAGCAUUUGUUCAAAAUCUGGUGUACUAUGUAGAGCGCGCGUACAGGACACCAGAUUAUGGCAUGUGGGAAAGAGGAUCUAAAUACAAUGACGGAAAACCGGAGAUCCAUGCUUCAUCCAUUGGUAUGGCAAAAGCCGCCCUCGAAGCCAUUAACGGAUGCAAUUUAUUCGGCGAUAAAGGAGCUUCUUGGAGCGUGGUUUACGUCGACAUCGACGCCCACAAUCGCAACAGGAGUAUUUUUGAAACUAUGCUCCCUCGUGAGUCAAGUUCGAAAGGAGUGGAUGCAGCUCUACUGCCAACCAUAUCUUUCCCCGCCUUUGCAACACACGAAGAACACUUAGUGCAGUUAACAAAAUCGAACAUAUUAAGGCGAUUGCAAGGAAAAUACGGUUUCAAGAGGUUCAGUCGUGAUGGUUAUAAAUGCGUGCUUGAAGACCCCAACAGAAGAUAUUAUCACGAGGGAGAGUUGAAACAUUUCGACGGCAUAGAGUCGGAGUGGCCACUGUUUUAUGUUUUGAUGAUCAUUGACGGCGUCUUCCGAACACAACCUGAUCAGGUCGAAGAGUAUCAAAAAUUAUUGAAAGCCAGAAUAUACAUGGAUGAAUAUGGAGAUCCAGUAAUACCUUGGUAUUAUUACGUACCAAAAGAAGGCGUAGAGAACGAAAGAACGGAGCCAAACUCUGUACGCAGAAUACCAGCCAACCAACCGAGCGAUAGCGAAAAUAAAGAUACAGGUGGUUUGUUCCUGUGGGCACAGUCGUUGUUCGUCCUGGCGCAAUUGUUGACCGGGGGCUUGCUUCAUGUCAACGAGUUGGACCCCAUCAGGAGGUAUCUGCCUUCCUAUAACAGGCCUCGACGCGCCGGCAGAUAUUCCGCUUUCCAGGCUAAGCCGGCAUUUGGCAUAGCAACAGACCUGGUGGUACAAGUGGUGUUGAUUGCGGAGUCGAUGCGUCUGCAGGCGAUGAUGGGCACCUACGGUAUACAAACGCAAACACCACAUGAAGUCGAACCUGUUCAGAUAUGCAGUUCAACGCAACUAGUGCACGUGUACCGAGAGCUGGGCGUGUGCCAAAAGCUGAAGCUUACGGGCCGACCAAUCAGACCGGUCGGAUCAUUGGGCACUAGCAAGAUUUACAGAGUAUGCGGAAUGACUGUCCUAUGUUACCCGCUUAUAUUCGAAGUUUCCGAGUUCUAUUUGUACCGCGACAUGGCUCUGCUUAUAGAUGAUAUAAAAACAGAGUUACAAUUUGUUGGGAAGUACUGGCGGUUAUCAGGUCGCCCCACAGUGUGCCUGCUGGUCCGCGAGGAGCACAUGCGGGAUCCGCAUUUUAAACAGAUGCUGGAUCUGUUCGCGAUGUUGAAGAAGGGGCAUUGCGAUGGAGUCAAAGUACGUCUCGGCAGACUACAAAAUUUGAUCUCCAGUUCUUGUAUGGAGCAUUUGGAUUUUAUGAGCCAAGGUGAAUUCCCGUCGGAGAUGUUCACGCAGUUCAAACAACUGGAGCACGAGUACAUCGGCUACCAGUCGCUCACGGACGUACCGCGCACCCUCACGUACCGCGAGGAGACCAUAUCCUACGACUCUUACAAACAUAGAUCUACCCCUGACGUUGUAGCGGCGCUGAGGUCCACGGAUAAUAUAUUUGCGCAGUGCCAGCUCUGGGGCAUACUAUUGGAGAGGGAAGGACCUAUGUAUGAGGUGAGCGGCGCGAGCGCGCUGCAGUCGCUGAAGGCGCUGUACCACACGGCGGGCGUGCUGCGGCACUGGCGCGCCGUGCGCUACUGCUCGUCGCUGCUCAACCACACCGUCGACUCCAUCAGCCCCUUCAUCACCACCGUGCUCGUCAACGGGAAACAGUUGACGGUGGGUGUGAUCGGGCAAAAGGAGACUGUAUUCGACAAGCCCAUGACGCCUGGCGAGAUACAAUCGGUGAUGUACUCCACUAUACAGCCGUACGACAUCAUCGGCGCUGUGCUGCAGCAGGAAAUAGUACUGUACUGUGGCCGCCUAAUCGCGACGAAUCCGGACAUGUUUCGCGGCAUACUAAAGAUCCGUGUUGGCUGGGUGUUGGAGGCCAUACGUAUCUACCUGCAGCUGUUCCCGGAGGAGAAGCGUCCUGACGCAACCAUAGAGUCGUUGUCACCCUACAAACUGCGAACUUUAUUGCAAAAAGUUUUGACUGUGUCUGAUUGGGCUGAAGAAAAGGGAUUGACGCCGUUGCAGCGUCGUGAAAUAGAAGGUUGCCUCUGUCGCGUUCCCAAACAUUUUUAUAUACAAGUUUGGGAUAUUUUAUUGCGCACACCAAAAGGAAUUAUAGUUCAGGGCCACGUGAUCCCCGCGGAGCCGACGCUGGUGAACAUGUCGCGGUCGGAGCUGUCGUUCGCGCUGCUGGUGGAGCGCGCGCUGGUGUGCGCGGGCGCGGCGGCGCGGCGCCAGCUGUGCGUGGAGCUGCUGUGCGCGCUCGCCACCAUCCUGCGCCGCAACCCCGAGCUCUACCUGCGCCACGCGCUCGACCUCGACCAUCUGCUCCAUGACGCGCACAACACUUACGCUAAGGACAGUGGACUCUCGGAUUCGAGCUCGGCGCUGAGCUCAGCGCCGCCGUCGGUGAGCGUGGGGUACCUGGCGCGCGCCGUCGUCAACACCGUGCUGCAGGGCGCCGCCACCGACCUCGUGCCCACCGCGCAACCCUCCUGCCUCGUCUCAUGAAUUGCACACAUCUAUUACGAACAGACUAAUCUACUCAGAUCUACAUUUACUUAUAUAUUGUUAUACUGGGGAAUGAUAAACAAGCAAGUGUGUUAAAUAAUUGCUAUAUAUACCCACACUAUUAAAACCACAUAGUUCUUUAAGUGUGUCUAACAAGAACAUGAGUUCUUGAUGUUUAUAGGAAUAAUAUAUAGAAAUUAGGUAUAGAUUUUUAUUACCUAUGCAAGGUUCACUUAGAAAGAAAGAAAUGAUUCAUGAUCAUUCAUGAUCCAUGAUCCACCCAUCCAUUAUUUUAAGCAUCAUGCCAGUUCGAAUGAUGGAUAAUAUUAUAAUUAAGAAUAAUAAUUUAGAUUUGAGAAUCUUUUUUUUUUAUAUUUUAUUUUGGAAUAAUUAAUAUGAAUAAAAUCUAUUAUUGUAAUGUGAUUUGCUAUAGUAAAAUAAUACCCACUUUAGUAUCGUCUAUAAGGGAUAAUCAGAAUAAUUAUUGUAAAUCACCAAUCAGAAUAAUUAUUAAAUAAUAUGUGACAUCUCAUGAAAUAUUAUUUUUAAGUAUAUUAGGUUUACUGUGAUGUAAUUUUAGUGUAUAAGUUUUAUAAAAAAUAUACAUUUUAAAUAGUUUAUUUUUACAAUAAAAGUUAUGAUACUUCGACUGCUUUUGCCCACUUUCUUUUGUUCAAAUAAAAAUUUAUGACAAUUCACUAUAGAGCCAAUGUCGCACAAUUUUGUCGAGUAUUGGACGUCAGGGAAGUCCUAAAUCUAGGGAACAUUGAUUGAGAAUGGAUAUAAAAGAAAGAAAUAAACUUGGAAAUUUAGGCUGUGAUAUUUGAAAAACAUACAGCACAAAAGAGGUGAAAAAUGUAAUCUAAUUUAAGAUUUUUAUAAUAUAGUGUUAAUCAAGAUGAUUAAAAUAUAUUAGAAAGUCGUUCUAAUCUUAUAAUCUCUGUCAAAGUGUAAUUUAAUUUAUACUGAGUAAGUCAGUAUUGUGAUCUUUAAUGAAAUUUAAAAAAAUUGGCCAUUAGAAAGUUUGAAUUUUAGAAUUAAUAAAAAUAUUGACAAA
Manduca sexta (tobacco hornworm) is the source of this 4438-nucleotide messenger RNA. Its product is annotated as probable phosphorylase b kinase regulatory subunit beta. Gene Ontology annotation, cellular component: phosphorylase kinase complex. Bases 145 to 3381 code for a protein of 1078 amino acids. Gene Ontology annotation, molecular function: calmodulin binding. Lineage: Eukaryota; Metazoa; Arthropoda; Insecta; Lepidoptera; Sphingidae. Gene Ontology annotation, biological process: glycogen metabolic process. The transcript has 22 exons. The record is from RefSeq and is a predicted model, not a curated record.